This is a messenger RNA of Mobula hypostoma (lesser devil ray), 6868 nucleotides long. RefSeq names its product neurexin-2-like. Lineage: Eukaryota; Metazoa; Chordata; Chondrichthyes; Myliobatiformes; Myliobatidae. The record is from RefSeq and is a predicted model, not a curated record. The transcript is spliced from 22 exons. Bases 313 to 5388 code for a protein of 1691 amino acids.
GGGUGGUCUCAGGGAGCUCGACGGCGAGAAGGAAGGGACGAGAGAGGAGGGAAGCGGGGAUUGUCCUGAAGGAAUGAAUGAACGGCGAAAGGGAGGAACGGACGAAUAAAGGAAGGAGUGAACUGCGGACGAGAGGAAGGGAGAGUGUUGACGGCGGAGGAGAAGCGUGUGGGAUUUUCUCGUGAGCUUGGCGUGCAGAAGGAGGGAAGGAAUUAACGAAGAAGGGGAUCGACCGAAGGGAAGGAAAGAAGGGCAGAGAGGCCAGCAUUGACGGUGGAAGGAGGGAGCCGGCCCAGAGAGACCGGGGCGAAGAUGUCGCCCUCCUUUGAGCCGAGACGCUGUGCCCCGUUGCCACUGCUGUUGGUGCUGGCGUGCCUCGCGGGCCCGGGCUGGGCGCUGGAGUUCGGGGGCUCGGCCGGCCAGUGGGCACGCUACGGCCGGUGGGAAGAGGCGGGCUCCAGCGGGCAGCUGAGUUUCAGCCUGCGCACCAACGUCAGCCGGGCCCUGCUGCUGUACGUGGACGACGGGGGCUACUGCGACUUCCUGGAGCUGAUGGUGGCCGGCGGGCACCUGCGGCUCCGCUUCACCAUCUUCUGCGCCGAGCCGGCCGAGCUGGUGAGCCAGGCCCGGGUGGACGACGACCGCUGGCACAUGGUGGUGCUGACGCGGAACAACCGGGAGACCCGGCUGAUGGUGGACGGGCACUCGCAGGCCGCGGCCGUCCGCUCCAAGCGCCAGGACAUGACGGUAGCCAGCGACCUCUUCGUGGGGGGCAUCCCGCCCGACGUCCGGCUCUCCGCCCUCACCUCCAGCACCGCCAAGUACGAGCCCCCCUACCACGGGCUGCUGGCCAACCUGAAGCUGGGCGAGGCGCCCCCACUCCUCAUCAGCAGCCAGGGCAUCCGGGGCGAGGACGAGCUGGUCUGCGCCCGGCACAACCCCUGUCUCAACGGCGGCUCUUGCUCGGCGCGGGGCGGGCAGGCCGUCUGCGACUGUACCGGAACAGGCUACCGGGGGAAGGUGUGCGGAGAAGAAGAUCACGGAACAGAAGGUCCCGCUCACCUGAUGUUAACCAGCCAAGGCUCAGAUGAAGCUCUCCCCUCCGCCAAAGAGGAAUCUGUGGCCACCUUCAAGGGGAUAGAGUUCUUCUGCUACGACCUGUCCCACAACCCGAUCCAGAGCAGCAGCGAUGAGAUCACGCUCUCCUUCAAGACGCUGCAGCGCAACGGGCUGAUCCUGCACACGGGGAAGUCGGCCGACUACGUCAACCUGGCGCUGAAGAAUGGCGCCGUCUCGCUGGUCAUCAACCUGGGCUCGGGGGCCUUCGAGGCGCUGGUGGAGCCCGUCAAUGGCAAGUUCAACGAUAAUAACUGGCACGAUGUCCGGGUCACACGCAAUCUCCGUCAGCAUUCAGGCAUUGGACACGCAAUGGUAAACAAACUACAUUAUCUGGUUACAAUUUCAGUGGAUGGUAUCCUGACCACCACGGGGUACACGCAGGAAGACUACACCAUGCUGGGCUCUGAUGACUUCUUCUACAUCGGGGGCAGUCCCAGCACGGCCGAUCUCCCCGGAUCUCCGGUCAGCAACAACUUCAUGGGGUGCCUGAAGGAUGUUGUCUACAAAAACAACGACUUCAAACUGGAGCUCUCGCGCCUUGCCAAGGAAGGCGAUUCCAAGAUGAAGGUGCACGGUGACCUAAUGUUCAAGUGCGAGAACGUGGCAGCCUUGGACCCAGUCACCUUCGAGGCCCCGGAGGCUUUCAUCUCCCUGCCCAAGUGGAACACCAAGAAGACGGGCUCCAUCUCCUUCGACUUCUGCACCACGGAACCCAACGGGCUGCUGCUGUUCAGUCAUGGCAAGCCGCAGGUGCUGAAGGAAGGCCGGAGCGAGCGGCCGCAGAAGGUGGACUUCUUCGCCAUGGAGCUGCUGGAUGGCUUUCUCUUCCUGCUGCUCGACAUGGGCUCGGGGGCCAUCAAACUCCGCGCCACCAACAAGAAGGUCAACGACGGAGAGUGGUGCCACGUGGAUUUCCAGCGGGACGGUCGCUCAGGUUCGAUCUCCGUCAACAGCCGUCACCUGCCCUUCAUGGCGAACGGGGAGAGCGAGAUUCUGGACCUGGACAGCGCCAUGUACCUGGGUGGGCUCCCCGAGAACCGGCUGGACGUGGCGUUGCCGCCGGAGCUGUGGACGGCCUUCCUCAACUACGGCUACGUGGGCUGCGUGCGGGACCUGUUCAUCGACGGCCAGAGUCGGGACGUGCGGCGGCUGGCCGAGAUGCAGGGCGCCGGCGGCGUGAGCGGCUUCUGCUCCCGGGAGACCCUCCGGCAGUGCGCCAGCGGACCCUGCCGCAAUGGUGGCAGCUGCCGGGAGGGUUGGAACCGAUACAUCUGCGACUGCACCGGCACAGGGUUCUUCGGCAGGAACUGCGAGACAGAGGGCACUGUUCUGAGCUACGACGGCAGCAUGUACCUAAAGAUCAUGAUGCCCCAGGUGAUGCACACAGAGGCGGAGGACAUCUCGCUGAGGUUCAUGUCCCAGCGGGCCUACGGCCUGCUCAUGGCCACAACGUCCAAGGAUUCUGCGGACACCCUGAGGCUGGAGCUGGACGGAGGGCGCGUAAAACUCACGGUUAACCUAGACUGUGUCAGGACUAACUGUAACCCUAGCAAAGGGCCGGAGAUGCUGCAUGCGGGCCAGAAGGUGAACGACAACGAGUGGCACAGUGUCCGCGUGGUGCGGCGCGGGAAGGGGCUGCAACUCUCCGUGGACAACAUCACCGUGGAAGGGCAGAUGGCCGGCGACCACACCAGGCUGGAGUUCCACAACAUCGAGACGGGCAUCAUGACGGAGAAGCGCUUCAUAUCCAUCGUCCCCUCCAACUUCAUCGGCCACUUGCAGAGCCUCAGCUUCAACGGCAUGCACUACAUCGACCUGUGCAAGAACGGCGACAUCAGCUACUGCGAGCUCAACGCCUUCUUCGGGAUGCGCGACAUCAUCGCUGACCCCGUGACCUUUAAAGCCAAGUCCAGUUACCUGGCGCUGGCCACGCUGCAGGCGUACACCUCAAUGCACCUCUUCUUCCAGUUCAAGACCACGGCGAUCGACGGCCUCAUCCUCUACAAUGGCGGAGACGGAAAUGACUUCAUCGUGGUCGAGCUGGUCAAAGGGUACCUACAUUACGUGUUCGACCUGGGCAACGGGCCGUCCCUGAUGAAGGGCAACUCUGACAAGCCCGUGAACGAUAACCUGUGGCACAACGUGAUGGUCUCCCGAGACUCCAACAACGUCCACACCCUGAAGAUCGACUCGCGGACCGUCACCCAGCAUUCCAAUGGAGCCCGCAACCUUGAUCUGAAAGGGGAGCUGUAUGUCGGUGGACUCAGCAAGGGCAUGUUCAACAACCUCCCCAAGCUGGUUGCCUCCCGAGAGGGCUUCCAGGGCUGCCUGGCCUCCAUCGACCUCAACGGACGCCUGCCGGAUCUGAUCGCCGAUGCCCUCCAUCGAGUGGGGCAGAUCGAGAGAGGAUGCGGAGGCCCCAGUACCACCUGCCAGGAGGACUCGUGCGCCAAUCAGGGGACCUGCAUCCAGCAGUGGGAGGGCUACACCUGCGACUGCACCAUGACGUCCUUUGGGGGUGCUCUCUGCAACUACCCUGGCACCACGUACAUCUUUGGUCGGGGUGGAGCCCUCAUCACGUACACGUGGCCUCCGAACGACCGGCCCAGCACACGGGCUGACCGCCUUGCAGUAGGAUUCAGCACGCAACAGAAGGAUGCCAUUCUGGUUCGAGUGGACAGUGCCUCUGGCCUGGGCGACUACCUACAGCUCCACAUAGAACAAGGGAAGAUCCAGGUGAUAUUUAACGUGGGGACAGAUGACAUUGUCAUCAAAGAGAAGAACGUGGUCGUGAACGAUGGCAAGUAUCACGUGGUACGAUUCACGAGGAGUGGGGGCAACGCCACCCUGCAGGUCGACAACUGGCCCGUCAAUGAACGCUACCCUGUAGGCAACUAUGAUAACGAGCGGCUGGCGAUUGCUAGACAGCGAAUUCCAUAUCGUCUUGGUCGGGUAGUAGACGAGUGGCUACUCGACAAAGGCCGACAGCUGACUAUCUUCAACAGCCAGGCCUCCAUCCGAAUUGGAGGGAAGGACUACGGCCGCCCUUUCCAAGGCCAGGUGGCGGGCCUCUACUACAACGGCUUGAAGGUGCUGACCUUGGCGGCCGAGAGCGACCCCAAUGUCAAGGUGGAGGGUAACCUACGGCUGGUGGGGGAGGUGCCCUCGGUCAUCACCACGGAGACCACGGCAACCACGCUGCUGGCGGACAUGUCCACCACCAUCAUGGAAACCACCACUACCAUGGCCACCACCACUACACGGAGAGGCAGGUCGCCCACCAUGAACGACAGGAUCACUCAGAACACAGAUGACAUUCUGGUGGCCUCUGCUGAGUGUCCAAGUGAUGAUGAAGACCUGCAGGAGUGCGAGCCCAGCACGGGAGGCGAGCUUAUUUUGCCCAUAAUCACGGAGGAUGCGCUGGAAAUGCCGGCGAUUGUCACCCGCUCUCCCUUCGUGCCCCCGCCCCCGACCUACCGGCCCUUGCUCACGGCCGUGGAGGCCACCAGAGAGUCGCUGACCCUGACCUCCAAGCUUGGCUCUCCCUGCCUCUUGGAGCAGGACGAUGACUGCGACGAGGUGAUGGUGGUGUCCGGCUACGGCUCCGGCGAGGUUUUUGACUCCAGCUUCCCUCCGACCGACGACGAGGACUUUUACGCCACCUUCCCCCUGGUCACCGACCGCACCCUCCUAGCCGGCGCCGACCCCUCUGGACCCAAAUCCAAGGGCUUCCGCCCCAGCAAAGGGCCGAAGGGCCCCGACGGCGCCAGCGCGUCCCCCGACGCCCCGCUCUCCACCUCCUCUUCCUCCCCCGACAUGAUCCGAAAGCUGCCCGCCGGUAAGCUGAACCCCAAACCCAACCCGGACCUGGCGCUCCCCCCUCUACCCACCGAGCACCUCAGCAAGAAGCAAGCCCGGCGGCCACCAGUAACCUCCGGCCACGGCUUUCACCAUCUGCCCACAGCCAACCCCAGCGGGCCGGGCGCGGCGGGACCCCCGGGCGCCGUGGAGGUGAUCCGCGAGUCCAGCAGCACCACCGGUAUGGUGGUGGGCAUCGUGGCGGCGGCCGCCCUCUGCAUCCUAAUCCUGCUCUACGCCAUGUACAAAUACCGCAACCGCGACGAGGGCUCGUACCAGGUGGACCAGAGCCGCAACUACAUCAGUAACUCCGCGCAGAGCAACGGCGCCCUGGUCAAGGAGAAGCCGCCGCCCGCCGCCAAGGCCGCGGGCAAGAGCAAGCGCAACAAAGACAAGGAGUAUUACGUGUGAAGCGGCGCCGGGGCGGGGUGACGGCUGGACUUUGGCCGUGGGGAGCCCCGUCCCCGGAGCUCAGGUUGGGGCAGGGUGUGGGGGGUGUUGGUUGCCCGCUCCCCGCCCCAGCCCCAGGUCUCUGUGGAGGGGGGAAGCCAGCUCACCCCCCGAUCACCUGCAGUCGCUGGGACGUCCCACCGAGGAGAGCAACCGGAGUCUGACCCCCAGAGAGGGCGGGGCCGCUGUGAACUACUGGCCAUGGCACUGCUCUGUCCCCAAUAACAUCCCCACCCCCUGCCCUCCUCUCUCCCUCGGUGGCCCGGGACCAGACCCUGUGGCUUCUCCCCACCUCCUCCCUACCCCGGUUCCUCUCCUCCCGGACACGGGCCCUUCUGGAUUCUCUUUCCCGUGUUACAAGUGUGUGCCGAUUCUGUGUGUGUUCAAUUCCUGGGAUUUCCGAGACGGACCUUGAUCUGGGCGGUGCGAGCGGGCAGCGGCUCUCCCGGAGAAAAGCCCACCCGAGAGCGGUUCACGGCCGGCGGCAACGCGGGGCGUCAGAACUUUGCGAAGGUCGCCCCUUCAGAGAACGCUCCUGCCUCGGGCGCUCGCCCCGUGGGACUCCAAAAAUACAACGCCGCGACAGACUGCCUGUGGGUGGGGGUGUGACCCUUCACAGCUCGAUGUCCGUCAGGAACUUCGUCAACUUGGAGACGCGCUCUCUCCUCGGAAUCAAAACGAAAAUGCUGGCUCUGGGCACCAAUGGCUUCUGAACUGUGAAGGAAUUCUAAUGUUUACCGAGUGAUGAACGUUUCAGCGUUACUUCCUUUCCACCAGUGUGCUCAGUCUGGGCGGGUGGAGGGAACACUGUGGAAGACCCAGUGUAUGUAACAUUGUCUGACUGUAUAGUAUUGUCACUUGAACCAUUUUCAGUUCUUUGUUGAGAUAACAGAAUCGUUCAGCCCCACUACAACCUCUCCCGUCCCCUCACCCACCUCUCCUCCCCACCAACUUUAUAUACAGUAUGUGUAUUGCAUCUCGCCGCGGUUGUUCGACCGGAACCUUCGCGCGGACCGAAACCAUUUCAGGAGGUAACGACGAGCCGCCGAGUACACUAACUUUGCAUCCACGAGGAGGCCCUCCUGCCCCAUUUUCAAAGCACCAACAAUCUGACAACCGAGUAGCCGAACAAAAAAAAAGACAAAUAAAGUUUGUGUGUCAUUCUCCUCCCACACCUUGUGCUUUGUACACUUUGAUCAUUGAUAUUAAGGCUCGUUUAAUGACGACUAGGUAUUUGUCUUUUGCCCAGAUGGGCCACAGAAUUGGAAGGAUAUCGUUUUCUAUCAUACUCUGCCCCUUGGUUAUGAAAUGAUUGGUUCAGCUGUUGAUAAUGUGUGAUAUCAUAUAUCUUCAUGUACUCAAUGUUAUUGUAAAGUGUUACUAGUGACUGCCUCCCAUAAGUGUAAAUCUACCAGAGGGAAAUACAAUUGAUUAUAUACUU